Messenger RNA from Hevea brasiliensis (rubber tree), 2091 nucleotides. RefSeq lists its product as uncharacterized. Lineage: Eukaryota; Viridiplantae; Streptophyta; Magnoliopsida; Malpighiales; Euphorbiaceae. The record is from RefSeq and is a predicted model, not a curated record. The transcript has 3 exons. The coding region runs from base 509 to 1171 and encodes 220 amino acids.
GCAACAUCUUGCUGGAGGUUACAAAAAUGUAAUUCGGUGUCCAAAAUGUCCAGAAGAUGUAAGGAAUCAAAUGCAGGAAUUCAUUGCUAAAAAAAGAGAGCAAAAAUCAAUUAUGAAUAUGGAAAGACCACCUGAAUUUGAUGAUGUUGAAGUACUGGGAUUAGAUGAAAAUGAGGAAGAGGAAGAGUUGAUGCAAGAAAUUGGCAGUGAAAGAAGAAGGCAAGUACUGGAGGUUACAGGUACUAGUGCUUUUAAAAAACCAAAAGUUUUACCACCACAAAGUAGUAGAGGGCCUAUUGACUGUUAUUUUUCCCCUAGACCUACUGUUUUGGGAAAAAAUAUGAGGCAAACUACCAUUGAUGAAAAUAGUCCAGCUAAAAAGGAGUUAAGGGAGCGUGCUUGUGUUGCCAUAGCAUGAUGGAUGUAUGAUGUGGGAAUAGCUUUUAAUGCUGUGAAUUAUGAUAGCUUUGAGGAAAUGAUUUGAGCAAUUGGAAAUUAUGGGAAAGAAAUGAAACCUCCAAGUUUUCAUGAGGUUAGAGUUCGGUUACUUAACAAAGAAGUGCAAAUCAUAAAUGAUCUUCUCGAGCCUCAUAAAGAAGAAUGGGAAAAUUAUGGAUGUACAUUGAUGUGUGAUGGAUGGACGGAUAGAAAAGGGAGAACCUUGAUUAAUUUCUUGGCUAAUAGUCCAAAGGGAAGUGUAUUUAUUAAAUCAGUUGAUGCAAAUGAUGAAUCAAAGACAGCGACAUUGUUGGCUAAUUUGAUUGAGAAAGAAUUGAUGGAAAUUGGUCCUGAAAAAGUAGUUCAAGUUGUCACAGAUAAUGCAUCAAAUAAUGUUGCAGCAGGGAGAAUAUUGGAAGCAAAUUUUUCUCAUCUAUACUGGACUCCAUGUGCAGCUCAUUGUAUAGAUUUGAUGUUGGAGGAUAUCUUUAAGAUCCGUGUUUUCAAAGAAAUAUUCCGCAAAGCUGUUGAGCUUACUGGUUUCACAUAUGGCUCUUCAGGAGUUCUAAAUAUGUUGCGGAAGUUUACUAAUGGAGUAGAAUUGCUAAGGCAGGGCAAACUAGAUUUGCUACUGCUUUUAUUACACUGGGAAGGAUUUAUCUUCAGAAAGCCAAUAUUAGAAAAAUGUUUACUUCAGAAAGUUGGACAACUAGUAAAUGGGCUAAAGAGGUGAAAGGCAAAAAGUGUGAAAGGACGGUUUUGAGUCCUGCCUUCUGGAAUCAUGUUGUUUAUGCUCUUAAGGUUUCCGGUGCUCUUGUUCGUGUGCUUCAACUUGUUGAUAAUGAAAAAAAACCAGCUAUGGGAUAUAUUUAUGAAGCCAUGGAUAGGGCUAAAGAAGCCAUUGCCAACUCACUCAAUGGCAAUGAAGAGAAAUACAAGAGCAUUUUUGAGAUUAUUGAUGCGAGAUGGUCACUUCAAUUGCAUCGUCCUUUGCAUGCUGCUGGAUACUUUUUGAAUCCUGAAUUUUUUUAUCCAAAUAAGAUGAGAAUUGAAUCUGACGAAGAGGUCAAUACAGGAUUGCUUUCGUGCAUUCAUAAAAUGGAAAAAAAUUCAGCAAAAGUUGAUAUGAUUCUUGAUGAAAUUGAGAAAUACAAGGCAGCUGUAGGGACCUUUGGUUUUCCUUCAGCUAUUAGAGGAAGAACAAUCAAAUAUCUAGGUUAUUAAUUUAAUUCUUAUUAAUUUUUCAUUUUGCUCAUUUAUUAAUUUAUAUCAUGAAUUUAACAAUCAUUGGUUCUAUAUUUUAAUAGCUGCUUGGUGAAAAACAUAUGGUUCUUCAACUCCAAACCUACAAAAGUUUGCUGUAAAGGUUCUGAGUCUCACAUGUAGUGCAAGUGGUUGCGAAAGAAAUUGGAGUGUAUUUGAGCAUCUUCAUAGUAAGAAAAGAAAUCGGCUAUUUCAAGAACGCUUGGACAAUUUGGUAUAUGUGAAGUACAAUAGAGCGUUGCUACGCCGACACACUUUUGGGGAUAUCACAACACCUAUUGAUUUGGCAAAUAUUGAUGAGAGUAAUGAAUGGUUGCUUGGUGAAUUAGAAAAAGGUGAUGGGGAUGAUGAUGAUGAUGAUUCUCUUGUUUUCAUGAAUGACGUAUUGGC